Messenger RNA from Sinocyclocheilus rhinocerous, 2721 nucleotides. RefSeq names its product dnaJ homolog subfamily C member 14-like. The coding region runs from base 701 to 2698 and encodes 665 amino acids. Gene Ontology annotation, molecular function: dopamine receptor binding. The record is from RefSeq and is a predicted model, not a curated record. The transcript has 8 exons. Lineage: Eukaryota; Metazoa; Chordata; Actinopteri; Cypriniformes; Cyprinidae.
AGCAUUUUAGAGCUUUCGGACGCAGACAUUGUUGGUCUUAGUUUUAUUUGUAGACAGUUGAAAAUAUCGUGACGCCUUCCGCUUCCAACCCGUCCAGUUAACACAAGGCAGGAAAGGGUUACUUAAACGGAAGUGACGUUUCAGCGCUUGUGCCGUACUCGGAAGUGAACAAGAAUGAAGAGAGAACUGGACAGUGAAAGAAGCUAAAGAUAGGUGAGAAGACAGGCUGAGCGGCUUCAAACUCAUCUUACACCCGAGUUUAACUUUCCUGUCUGUGCACUGUUCUUUUAGUGUAGUAAAAGCAGCAACGCUCGCUGUGGAUGUUCUUCUGUUAGCAUGCCCGCUAAAGCAAAACAGCUUCGUUAAGGAAGAGAUUAAACAAAUAUAAAGAGUAUUAAACAUAAGCAUUUACAACAACGAGCGCCGUCUGUAAACUCUCAGUGAGCAGCAUUUGAAGAGUCGAUACUCAUGCACUGUAUCAGGACUGAGUGUUCAGGGCUCAGAAUGCCGCUGUGAUUUGGAGAUGUCUCUGAUCGUCUGCCAUGCUGAAGACCCCAUAUUGUGUUUCAUUUGUAAAUAUGAGACCGUUGUUAAAUACAGUGCAUGCAUGUCUAAGUCUGCUGCCACCCUGAAGUUCAUGAUGGAUCUCUCCAUGACUGUCUUAAGCGUGAGGGAGUGAACCCUUGGAUAUUUGAGCAAGAUGGAAGGAGAUAUGGCUGUACAAUGGGAUACAAUAGAGCCGCCCGUUGUUUCUCUGGCCAGUCCGUGUUAUGGAAAUGACAGCCAUGUGAUAUCGUCACAAGGACCUGAGUGUGAACAUGAGACGGUUGAUGAUUUUGAUUGUGAGUUCCCUGAUGAAGACUUUGAUUUGGAAGUAGAUGAGAAUGAAGAGCAACAUAUCAAAACUGAAGAUUUGAAUGAUGAUCAGGUGCAAGAUGGGAUUUCUGAGAAAGACCAGGAGAAAUGUGAAAGAGGGGGAAACACUGAAUUAGAGACUGAGUUUAGAGACAAUGGAGAGACUAGAUCUCGCAGUGCUGGAACUGGUAGGAAAGGAAAGUCCAAAAAGGGUGGAUCAGGGCAGGGGCCUUGCGAUCAAACCCCGUCAUGGACAUCUCCAUCUUUCAUGUCUCAUAAAUCCUUCCUUGCGUCAUCUGGGCCCGGCAGACACAAGCAGGUGAGGCGACGCAACCAGCAUCUGCACAAUCACAGCCGCGUGCGACAGAAAAACGGGAUCCAGCUGGUCAUGGUGUGUCGGGAUUUCCUGGCAGAUUUCGUCAGCCCCUGGUGCAUUUCCUGCAUCCAUAUGGUCGUGGAGCUCAUCAUCUCUUUGACCCACCGCUGUGGGGUUGCUGUUGAAUCAUCUGCACUUGCACUAUACGACUUUGGAACACACAUGCUUUACAAAGUGACAGAUGUUCCAGGCAUGACGCAAGAUUUGAGGCGAUUCCUGGACUGGAGCUGGUGUUCAGGUGUGGCUUUAAUAGAGGGCAUCAGCAGGUCUGCGCGCUGGGCUCGACAUGCUCUUCUUUCCAGUUUGAGAUUUGUUUGUGCUGCACUAAGCUCUGGCUCUCAGAUGAUGAGGUGUAUUGUGGGAAGGCUGGCUGGAGAGAGAGGCAGGAAAUGGUGGCUUGCCCUCCAGAGCAGCAGGGUUUGGAGGAAAGUGUCGGAUCUGACCACGAGGAUUCAUGGGUGUUUCUUUAAAAAAGGCGUCAUGAGUGAAAGAUCAAAUCCAGAGUCUCCCAACAGGGGGGCAGACAAGUGGCAACCUGGCGAAGAACUGCAGAGACUGCUGGCACUAGCAAAGAUCCCUGAAGAGGAGUUGGACCCAUUUAAUGUUCUUGGAGUGGAUAUUCAUGCCACUGAAUCAGAACUCAAGAGAGCUUAUAGACAGCUGGCAGUGCAGGUUCAUCCAGACAAAAACAAGCACCCAGGUGCUGGUGAGGCCUUUAAGGUGUUAAGAGCAGCGUGGGACAUUGUCAGUAACCCGGAGACUCGGCGAGAGUAUGAAUUGAAGCGUAUGGCAGCUACAGAGCUUUCAAAAUCCAUGAAUGAGUUCCUGACCAAACUGCAGGAUGACCUGAAAGAAGCCAUGAACACAAUGAUGUGCACUAAAUGUGAGGCCAAGCACAAGCGCUUUGAGAUGGACCGUGAGCCUGGUGAGGCCCGAUUCUGUGCUGAAUGUAGUAAGUGGCACAGUGCCGAGGAGGGAGACCUGUGGGCUGAGUCUAGUAUGCUGGGACUGCGCAUCACAUUCUUCGCCUUCAUGGAUGGCAAAGUCUUUGACAUCACUGAGUGGGCAGGCUGUCAGCGUAUAAGUAUCUCUCCAGACACGCAUCGCGUGCCGUAUCACAUCUCUUUUGGCUCUAAAGGUAGCAGCGGCACCAGCCGCCACAGAUCCCCCCCAGAUCACGCACCAGGUGGAGGCUCACCUGCAGACCUGCAGGACUUCUUCAGCCGCUUCUUCCAGGGUGGAGCUCCCAGUGACAUGUCUGCUAAUGGAGGAUUCUUCCCAACAGGAAACCCGCCGCCUCAUUCCUCCGGAGCAGCUGCAGGGACUUCAACCAUGUUUUCAGGAUCUUCUCCACAAACAGGGUUCUUUAGCCCAGGGGCCCAACGGGGCGAAUCCAGCGAACACUGGACUGACGGAGGAAAGCCCCCACGCCGGCGCAAGAAAGUUCGCAAGCCAUUCCAGUGCUGAGGAAUGCAAUGUUGUGCAGAGAU